This is a messenger RNA of Drosophila takahashii, 849 nucleotides long. The record is from RefSeq and is a predicted model, not a curated record. NCBI's taxonomy places the organism in Eukaryota, Metazoa, Arthropoda, Insecta, Diptera, Drosophilidae.
UCGACUUUAGUCGUUCAACGUAUUUAAAAUGUUUUAUUCGGCAACCUACCUUCUGUGCUCCUUUGCUCUCCUGGCCUUGCAAGGGUCUUGGGCAGCUACCCAGGAAAAGGGACAUUCCGUGUGUCUUCUGAAUGAUCCUCCCAAUCAAUGUGGGCCAUUCUGCCUCAGUAAACUGGACCCAAUGCGGGGUAAAUUGGUUUCCAUUGAACGCAGGCAAUAUUUCAUGCAGUCCAAAAUUCUGGCGGUAAAAUCGAGGCUGGAAGACCAGGGACUCAGAAUGGAAAAACAACUGCUGGCGAUGCAAUCCGAGUUGAGUAACCAACUGCAGGCCCUUCAGUCAGACAUACAAAUCAAACUGGAUAGCAUUCUUCAAACGGUUCAGGUUCUUCAAGAAUCAGUGAAAAGUGUUAUCACGAUGGAAGACUUCCAAUCAAGAGUGAACGAAACAGAAGAAAAAAUUCCCCCUGUUUUCGAGCAGAUCGGGUCCAGGUUCUUUCAUUUCGAACAUAACCUUGAGCAAAAUUGGACAACGGCUGCGGAUUCUUGUCGUAAAUUGGGAGGAUAUUUGGCUGCCAUUCGAGACGAAGAGGAAUUCAACGCCAUUAAAGGGAAACUCAAAAACGAAAGAUAUUAUUGGCUUGGCAUUAAUGAUCUAAAGAAAGAUGGCGAAUACGUAUCAGUGGCUUCUGGCAGACCAGCAACAUUUCUUAAAUGGGCACCAGAUCAACCGAACCACUUGGAAAGGAAACAGAACUGCAUUAUUAUAACAAACAACGAAGAAAUGUGGGACUUUUAUUGCAGAUAUCAAAUGCAAUUUAUAUGCCAAAGUGACAGUGAAGUUUAGAGAAC